AACCCAGGCCCGCCCCCCCUUUUCUCCUCUCCGGUUGUUCCAAGUAACCAUCGUUUAGAAGUCUGCACAACUAGGUAGUCACCUACCAUGACGAAAGCCGACGAGAGCAUGGCCACCCGGUACCGGGAAGCGAUGCGGCGGCACCGGUUCGGCUACGCGUUGUACGAGCCGGCGCCGUUCUCGCGGCUGCGGCCUGGUAUGCUCGGUUUCCUUGACGAGUACCAACGCUGGCACCCCAUACUCGAUCUCACCGACGCCGCGGCUGUGAAAGCGGCCGGGUUUGAGCCUCUUGGGCCACUCCAGCGUGCAGAGCCUGACGUACGCAAGUUCGGCCCGCUGACGGCCAGCGGCGUGGCCGAAACCAGCAUUGAUCUCGAGGCGGGGGUUGGUGCCGCCGCGUUGGGCCUGCCGCUCGACGUGGGCGGCGUGCUUCAGUACUCGACGGCUGGCGACUUUGGCGCAGUCCUCAUGUGCGAUGCCGACGUCGUGACCGAGGGGUUUGACUUCCGCGACCCUUUUGCCGUUUGGAUUCGGCACCACGCGGCCCAGCUGUUCAAACGAUACCCCGAAGUCUGCGAGCACGGUGUCUGCGCCGCCACCUGGACCUACGCGUCAACAGACAUACAUAUCAACGCGUGGCAAAGUGCCGAUAACCGCGUCGUCAUCGGUUGUGACCUGGCCGUUGCCGGCGUUGCAAAGGCCGGCCCCAAAGUUUCCUGGCACCGCGGGUCCGCUGGUAGUGGCUGGUCUGCCUGGACCGACCAGAAGCGUGUCAUCUUCUUUACUGGCGUCAAGAUUCGCAAGGGCUUCUGUGGCUCGCGCGAGGAGCCGGAGAAGCGUUGGCGCGGCGGCGAGGAGGUGUUUGAAGCCGAUGAUGACGAGACGGGAGAAAGUUAUCCAGUCGGACUUGAGAUGGUUGGGGAUGAUUGGUACGCCAUAGAUGAGCCAGAGUGAUUUUCGGUAACAUCAUUCUUCUGCUAUUUUAUAGAAGUC
This is a messenger RNA of Chaetomium fimeti, 993 nucleotides long. RefSeq lists its product as uncharacterized. Lineage: Eukaryota; Fungi; Ascomycota; Sordariomycetes; Sordariales; Chaetomiaceae. Bases 88 to 954 code for a protein of 288 amino acids. The transcript has a single exon. The record is from RefSeq and is a predicted model, not a curated record.